Helicoverpa zea (corn earworm) is the source of this 1903-nucleotide messenger RNA. RefSeq lists its product as uncharacterized. The transcript has 6 exons. Bases 46 to 1350 code for a protein of 434 amino acids. Gene Ontology annotation, cellular component: membrane. NCBI's taxonomy places the organism in Eukaryota, Metazoa, Arthropoda, Insecta, Lepidoptera, Noctuidae. Gene Ontology annotation, biological process: hemocyte migration. Gene Ontology annotation, molecular function: growth factor activity. The record is from RefSeq and is a predicted model, not a curated record.
UCCCAUCCCAGUCAGUCUUGUUCCGAACGCCGGACCGCAGACACGAUGCUGCGUUUAUGCCUCGUGAUCUUACUGACCCACCGUAUACGAACCGCACAUGUAACCGACACACCGUUCACCAACCGUUUCGACAGAUUAUACCAAAAAUUGGAUCGUUUAAACUCUCUUUCGCCAGAAUUGACGGAUGAAGAUGAAGAACAGUUGCUUUCGGCUAUGAAGGCAUGGGGAGGGUUGAGCUCGGAGCAAAUGGAUGGGGUGAUGAAGGAUCUGCAGAGGAUGAAGGUCGAGAGGACCGGGGAUACAGGAGAGCAGGAUUAUGGAGAGUCUUCGUGGGAUGAUGAGGAUUUUGCAGGCGACUACCCAAUGGAUGGUAACGAAGCCAAUGAUGACUGGGAUUCUGAUGACCUGACGGACUCCAGCUCCACCUCCAAGCCUCAGAUCCUCGGGGUGACGCCUUCAGCCUUCACCAGGACGGGACCUGUGAAGACUGUCGUGGUGUCUGCUGUGGAGACCAUCGCGGCUACUAAUGCGAGGCCCAGGAUCUUGGAAGACCCAAUGACGCCGGUGGAGCGUGCAGCACUGCGCCGGGCUGCAAUGGGCAGCAUGAGCGACUUGCUGAAGAACGGCAAGUGUGUAGACCCGCAGCCGCGCUGGCUCAUCGUCAGGCAGCUGGCACCAGCUGCUGACACCAGAUACCUGCCUCCAUGCGUGCAGCUACACCGCUGCGCGCCCGACUCCGGCUGCUGCGUCAACGAGAGCGAGGUGUGCGCUCCCAUCGAAGGCAAGAGUGUCGUCCUGCCCUUCUAUCUCCACAAAGCAAUUGGGCCAAUGAGCGUGGUGAAGAUGCAGUUCUUCAACCACACGCGCUGCGCAUGCGUCUCCCGGGACACCCUGCAGAUGACCAUCCCCUCCAAGGUGCAGCCCAACUACGAGAGUCAGGAGGAGCUCGAGAGACCCUCGCGAAGAGUCAUGGUGGAGAGCCAGAACGACUGGAGAACCCCCACUGAGGAACCCAAUUUGGGAAAAGAUGAUGAACCUACUGCGCCUCCUCAGUUGCGCAGAUGCACAUGCCCAGGUUUAUUCCUGGCCAGCAUGACAGACAACGAGCCUUGCCAAUGCGUGUGCGACUGGCCUGACUCCGCGCGCCGCCGCGACUGUCAGUACCUCGCCAAGGGGAGAGAACACUUCGGGCUCCGGGACCGCGUCUGUGUCGCCCGAGGGGACUGCACCACCCCGGCAUGCGAGUACGGACCCUACGACAAGUCUGUGGGCAAGUGCCCCAUCAGAAGGUACAGGAGAAUGAGGUUCCAUACGAGAGGAAGGUAUCAGGAAAAAACUAUGGUGGUGUGAGGGAAUGACCGUGAGGAGUUAGGUAUUCUAUGGUAUUAUGCAAACAGGAGAUUUUCGUAGCAGUCUCGCGAUGUUUUUGUAUGUUUUAAAUGCCAAGUAUUGGUUUGGUUUUAAGAAAUUGACAUGUUAUUGACAAUAGUUGAAAACGAUUUCUGUAUCUACAGGUCGUUUAGGUAAGGCCCAUUUUCGCUGACAGCAUAAACGUCACUUUUUUCUUAAAACACUGACUAAACUUUAGAAUUUACAGUUAACAGUUGCUUUAAGAAAACUGUCGUUUAUGUUAUUGGUGAACUUAGGCCAAAAGUAUAUCCUGCAGUACAUACAUAAAAAACCGCUGAUUUAAGCGGUUAUUUUAAACACAACUGACGAAGUAUAUCAAUAAGAGGUUUAUGUGAACUUGAAGAGAAAUCAAUCCUGUUCCUUUUACAGAAUUAAUGAGGGUUUUCUAAAAUGGCGUCCACGAGGUGGCAGCACAGAGUCGUCAGGUCCAGGUAACUGUCAAAGUGCUUAUCUUUACUAUGAAUAGUGAACGAUUUUAGUGUUUUUUUUUUUA